AUGGAAACGAUUACCAUCCCGUCGCCUACGGCCUUCCUGGCUUCGCCCGUGCUGAAACCAGCUCCGGAACCUCCUCCCCUUCCCCCUCCCCCUCUGAAACGCAGGCCAGCUGCUACCAACAAGACAACCACGAAUGGCAAAAAACUAAGUGGUGUUGUGAAGCCAAAGCAAUCCAAGAGUCGCAAUGGAUGUAUAACAUGCAAAGCAAAACGAUUAAAAUGCGACGAGACGAAGCCGUCCUGCCAACAGUGUCAUAAGCGAAGCGUAACUUGUGGAGGAUACAAGAAAGAUUUCAAGUGGAGGCCAUUUGAAGAGACAACCUUCAAUACCAAAGUCGCCCCUCCACGGCCAAAUAGAAGUACGACCAUUCCGCAUUUCAUACUCGCGAGUACACCAUGGCUGAUUCUUUGCGGGUUAUUUGCAGAUGCUGUAGUAUCAAACAACGACCCACAACCCGAGCCAGCUCCAAGUCCCUCCGAUGCAUCCACCACGUCAACGCCCGGCGCUGAGCCAGAUGUUUCUAUGCAGGAGUCUUUCUUCCAGGCUGCGGCGCCGACAAUUCCAUCUCCUUCAUUCACACCACCACCGAUUUUCGGUCCUCCGAACCUGGAUGUCGACCAUGCUCCUAUUUUUGACAUGAGCCCUCCUCCAUAUAUGGGAGAGCUACCCCGCCCUCGAUUUGAAGCAGACUGUAUAGCAAGGAGCCUGAGCAGCUUGUUCGAUGACUCUGCACCACCAGAUACAUCAAGACCGAGCUUCUCCGGGCAGUCUCCGAGUAUAAUAGAUUUGCUGUUGCCAGGGUCGGAGCUCAGUCCUAGACGGGGAACAGUCACUAUGCCACCUUCGACGACAAAUACAACUCCGAUCAUGGGACCGUCUCUAUUAAUGGAUCACAGCCUUUUCACCAUGGAUCCAUUAGACGAUGAUGUUGAAGAGAUUAUCAGGGUGCCACGGGUGUCAGAGGCAGAUAUGUGGAUGGUGCGGAAUCCGGUACAUUCGAGAUCAUCAACCACGUCGCCGACCAUCCCCCAAGACGACCCUAACAACAAGAUCUACCGCCAACCGGAGGUGCUAGCUGGGAGCGCAGAAAUGCUCAUGCUCAGAUUCGAUAAACAGACUUGUGGGAUCUUGUCAGUCAAGGAUGGGCCAACCGAGAAUCCUUGGAGAACUUUGAUAUGGCCUCUGGCAAGGGAGUCACCCGCUUUGUACCAUGCCAUUGCAUCCCUAACUGCGUUCCAUACCUCGAAGGAGAAGCCUGCACUAAGAGUGGAUGGGAUGGAACACAUGAGGAAGAGUAUCCGGUCUCUGGCCACUAAUAUUGAGAAGAUGAGGACAGACACAGCAUUGGCUACGACACUGGUUCUGGCUUUCUCAGAGUCAUGGGAUCAACACAUCUCUACUGGGAUCGAACACCUGCGCGGAGCGAGGAUCUUGGUAAAGCAAGCGCUUGCUUCGCAAAGGAAGAGUAAUGUGUCAGGAGACGACUUCGCUCGCUUACGGUUUCUAUGCAAUACUUGGGUCUACAUGGACGUUAUUGCUCGCCUGACCUCUGUGGAAGAAGACGACUCCAAUGGCUUCGAAGACGUUCUUGCGCCUCUUAAUGGGCCUUUUCACAGCAACGAAAUCGAUCCGCUCAUGGGCUGUGCUUCGUCUCUAUUUCCUCUAAUCGGUCGCGUGGCCAAUCUUUGUCGCAAGGUACGGAGAGUCAAGUCAAAUUCUAUUGCAAUCAUUAGCCAGGCGAUGGAGUUGAAGGAGGCUAUUGUUCAAUGGUCACCGCCUCCGUUGCUAGAAAUCGAGAGACCGGAAGACCCAACAUCAGAGAUUCAACAUGCACUUCAAACAGCAGAGGCUUAUCGCUACUCAACACUCCUCUACCUCCAUCAAGCAGUGCCCGAGAUUCCAUCCUGGACAUCUGCCCAACUUGCCAAAAAGGUUCUCGUUUAUCUCGCUACUGUGCCCCUCAGCUCCAGGCUAGUGAUCGUGCAAAUUUAUCCCCUCUUGGCAGCUGGUUGUGAAGCCUACGACAACGAAGACCGACAGUGGGUUGAAGAGCGUUGGCAAUCAAUGGCAUCCCGAAUGUGGAUCGGUAACAUCGACCGCUGCUGGGAAGUCAUGCAGGAAGUCUGGUCUCGUCGCGACGCUGCCGAGGCCGCUAAGAAUGCAGCCGAGAAAGGCAAGAUGCGCCCAGCGACGUCGAUGAUGAUCUAUUCUGAAAGCAGCAAGCGGAAGUUCGAAGAAGAGCUCGCCAUGGACGGCAUGUUCUCCUUCUCGGAAAUGUUGAAUGACACGGCUUCUAGUGCGAAGUGGCAGCGCGGAGCGAGGAGUGUGAGUGGCAGCUUCCCGCCCAAUACGGCGACGGAGAGGAGGAGGAUCCACGAGCCAUUAGACGAAGAGAUGGAUGUGGAAGUCACAGUACGGGGACGGAUGCACUGGGUUGGCGUUAUGAAGGACUGGGGGUGGGAAACAGCCGGUAUUCGAAACCUCUGCUCCGUGGCGAUCGACGCGAGGUCUCCUUUUACACCUCAACAAAUAUCAAUCAAUACCCAAGGAGCUCCAGAUACCCCCAAAUCUCCCUGCCUCCCUGCCUACCUACCUACCCAAUCGCUCAGGAUGCAAGCAGCAGAGCGGCUCAACUCUGACGAGGAGAAGGCAAACGACGCCACUCCAUACUCGCCAACGAGUGCUACUCACCAUGGCGAUAUGGGCCUUUCGAAAUUGGAAAGCGAAGAUAUCUUGGCUCCGGCGAACACUGCCUCGACGAUUCAGAACAAGCGAACUCUCGGCCUCGUGAUGACCAUGGCGGGUUUCAGUAUCACAUUCGUGGUUGCUGAAGUGAUCCCGCUGUUCCUGAUCACCCUCUUCACCGUCAUUGCCUACGACUUGGGCGCUGGCGAGCUUGCCAUCUGGCUCCUCGUCACUCAAUUCAUUGCGAUCGGUUCCACCGUUCCCUUCGUUGGGCCUCUGGUGGAUUUGCUGGGUCGUAAGAGCACAACCCUCUUUAGUCUGUUCCUCACGGUCAUAUCCAUGAUCCUGUUAGGCACGACCCAAAACAUUGCUGGUGCCAUCGGUGCUAUGGUCAUAUCCGGAAUGGGCAUCGGAAUCCAACUGCUCACAUCUAUCGCCGCUGUCACUGAGCUUGUUCCCAUCUCCCAACGCGGUAUCACGAUUGGCUACAUCGUCAUGGGCUUCAUACCCUUCGCACCGGCCUCCCUCUACGGACAACUUCUCACCGAGGCAAGCUGGCGCUACGUUCCCAUUGUUAUCGGCGGCUUAGCCAUCAUCGGCUUCGUCAUUCUUGCUAUCUGGUACAAGCCACCCCCACGUAUCAACUCUCUGGGUUUGAGCAAGAUGGACGUCCUCAAGCGCCUCGACUGGAUUGGUGCUUUCCUUUCCAUUUCCGGCGUCACGAUCUUCCUGGUCGGCCUGAAUUGGGGAAACCAGCCAUACCCGUGGCACUCGGCUCAUGUUAUUGCCUGUCUGACGGUGGGCCUCGCCCUCUUGGUCAUCUUUGUCGUCUACGAGAAGUUCUUCGUCAAAUAUCCACUGUUCCCGGGUACAUUGAUUCAGCAUCCGCGCCUCUUCUGGGUGAUCUGCUUUCUCUGCCUGACAGCCGGAGUCAACUUCAUUCCCGUUGUCGUUUUCUGGAUCAUCCAGGUCUACACGGUAUAUGGAGCAUCUUUCCGAGAUGCCGGAAUCUAUCUUCUGCCCAUCGGUUUCUGUAUUACCGGAGGCGCCAUCAUCAGUGCCGCCUUGAUGACGGCCUUCAAGAAAAAAAUCCACUUCGUGCUCCUCUUCUUCUGCAUCAUGCAAACCGCUGGCCUCGGCUCUAUGGCUGCCAUCAACCCUGAAAACAUCAACACGGCAUGGGCACCACUCGUCAUUGGUCUCAUUGGAGUGGGUGGUGUCCUUCUUCCCAGUCAAGUCGUCUUCUCCAUCAUCAGUCCCGAUGAAUUGAUCGGAACCUCAAUCGCGCUGUCGAUUGUGAUCCGUUCCAUCGGCCAAGUCAUCGGCGUCUCCAUGUUCUACAACCUGUUCCACAAGCACAUCGCAGACCUUGCAUCGCACGAUCUCCGGAUCUUCUACCUCCCCGCCAUCCUCAACGGUUUCACCCCCGGCUUGGACGCUCAAGCAGACGUCGCGGAACUCAUCACUACUCUGUCUGCCGGCCCAUUCUCCGCGUAUGCAGACCACUUUAACAUCACGGAUCCGGCCAAGAUUGCCGCCAUCCAGGAAGCCGGCCACAAUCUGUACAAGGGCGCUUUCCCGGAGCUGUACCUUGUAUCGAUUGCGUUUGGUGGCGCUGCUGUCAUCUCGUGCUUUGGACUCUUUGGGAUCUCCGACUUCAUCAACGAGAACGUUGCGGUCCACUUGUGA
Molecule: messenger RNA, 4374 nt
Organism: Drepanopeziza brunnea f. sp. 'multigermtubi' MB_m1
Lineage: Eukaryota; Fungi; Ascomycota; Leotiomycetes; Helotiales; Drepanopezizaceae
Biological process (GO): transmembrane transport
Cellular component (GO): plasma membrane
Molecular function (GO): transmembrane transporter activity
Source: RefSeq, a predicted model, not a curated record